Molecule: messenger RNA, 1364 nt
Organism: Klebsormidium nitens
Lineage: Eukaryota; Viridiplantae; Streptophyta; Klebsormidiophyceae; Klebsormidiales; Klebsormidiaceae
Source: the annotation of a GenBank genome assembly
UUGAAAAGUUUGAGAUUGUGCAGAAUGCUGUGCACAUUUCAAAUUUCAGCAGAGAUUGCAGGCGUGACGUGAGCUAGAAAAUGGCGCAAGCGGCGCUUUCUAGAGCGGGUUCCCAAUGGCUGCUUGGCAAUGCAUGCUCCUCUGCGCAAGGAAAGUUCAGGAACCCAACCGCAGAGCAGUAUGUCCAUUCCUUGUCGUGCGCUUUUAAACUCACAAAUACGCCUAGCUGCAGUGCACAAGCAAGGUUACAAAGCAGUGCAGGCAUGCGAGCAAGGGGGCGUGCAAAUGUGAAUGAUGUGCAAACCAGAUGGGGAAGAGCGAAUGCAGGGGGGGUAUUCAGAAGGCACAUGUGCAGAGCGAGCGUUGGCGAGGCAGGCGCCGAGCUGAGCGAACUAGAGAAGGUACAAAAGUUGGACAAAUUGAUUGACAAGCUGCGGGAGGCUAGCGAUAGGGAGCUGCCGCAGAUAGUCGCCCAAAACGUGAUGGAACUGGACCAGGUGUUUUGGCUACGGAUGGCGACCAGGUCGGACGUGUGCAAGUCGGAAGAUGAUAAGGAGGACUACGUGGAGCUGUCCCAACGAGUGAUGUCUCUCGUUGACAAGAUCGUGAGGAAAACGACAGAGAAGAUCGACGACAACGCGGGCGUGCUCGAGAUGGUGCUCGAUGCGGCGGCGGAGCAGACGGGGGAGUGGCGGGUGCCGCUGUCAAAAGAACGAAUCAACGCCAUGAGAAAGGUGAUGGAUCAGCGGCAAGAAUACCUGGACGAGACGUUCUUGGCCAGCGUCUUCGCUUACACUAGAAAGGUCGAGAAGGAGAACAUGGGGUCGAUGCUGGCGGUCCUCCAGCGGGUGAUGCAGCUGUGGGCCAGCUGGUACCUCACUAAACACCCCAAGGGCCGCCUCAACAAAGAUAAGAAGACUCCGGAAGAAGCCGUCCUCGAACGAGUUUUGAAAGCGGAGGUGGAGGACUGGGAGCCCAUUUUGCGAGAGAACCUUGUGUUCCCGCAGAGCAAGCUGAACGAGGAAAAGUUCUUCAACACCAUCCAAAGCAGGAUGGAGCGCUCCAUACUCUACAUGGAGAACGGGUCUUAUAGUCAACGAGUAGUAGCAGAGUACCUUAGAGAGAUCCAAACUAGGUCGCAAAAUAUACUGGAAGCCUCGCGAGCCCCGCCACCGGAAGUUAGAAUCAACUUCGAAAAGUCUGAGCAGUCAGGUAGUCAAUAGCGCUGAGCAAGCUGAACCCGUUUACGACCUACAAACAGGAGGGGAGUUGAAAAGUGCCAGUUUCGUUGGAAGCAAGCCUACGAGUCUCCGUGCCCUCCCACUGAAAUGCCUUGCUUGGCUGAUUCACCUGUGAUAUGCGGU